Messenger RNA from Penicillium griseofulvum, 366 nucleotides. Its product is annotated as FKBP-type peptidyl-prolyl cis-trans isomerase. The coding region runs from base 1 to 366 and encodes 121 amino acids. The record is from RefSeq and is a predicted model, not a curated record. The transcript has 6 exons. Lineage: Eukaryota; Fungi; Ascomycota; Eurotiomycetes; Eurotiales; Aspergillaceae. Gene Ontology annotation, molecular function: peptidyl-prolyl cis-trans isomerase activity.
AUGGGUGUCGAAAGGAAGAUUAUUACUCGUGGUACCGGCUCUGGCUCGCCUGCUGCGGGAGAUACUGUCACUAUCCACUACUCGGGAUGGCUCUACGAUGCUAAGAAGUCCAACAAGGGCUUCCAGGGCAAGCAAUUCGAUAGCUCCAGACUCCCUGGCCGUGGCCCUUUCAAUGUUCAGAUUGGUGUCGGAAAGGUUAUCAAGGGCUGGGAUGAGGGUGUCAUGCAGAUGACCCUGGGAGAGAAGGCACUUCUGACCAUUACCCCUGACUACGGUUACGGUGACAAGGCGGCUGGCAAGAUCCCUGCAGGCUCUACUCUGAUCUUCGAGGUCGAACUUCUUAAGAUCAACAACAAGACUGCCUAA